Anolis carolinensis (green anole) is the source of this 24614-nucleotide messenger RNA. It is a transcript of the gene purg, whose product is annotated as purine rich element binding protein G. Gene Ontology annotation, biological process: regulation of transcription by RNA polymerase II. Gene Ontology annotation, cellular component: nucleus. The transcript is spliced from 2 exons. Lineage: Eukaryota; Metazoa; Chordata; Lepidosauria; Squamata; Anolidae. Bases 285 to 1304 code for a protein of 339 amino acids. The record is from RefSeq and is a predicted model, not a curated record. Gene Ontology annotation, molecular function: purine-rich negative regulatory element binding; DNA-binding transcription factor activity, RNA polymerase II-specific; RNA polymerase II transcription regulatory region sequence-specific DNA binding.
GCGAUUGUGAGAAGGGAAACGCCUGGGCGCCCCGCUUCCUGUCUCGCGCUGGCGCUCGCGCGGGUGACGUCGGCUUCCGAGGGGAGGGCGCCAGCCUAAGGAGGAGGAAACGGGCGGCGAUAGGACCCACCCGGCCGGGGAUGCUCUUGGCGGGCUCCCUGCGGGCGGCGUCGAAGAGGCAGGGGAGGAGGAGGAGCGGCAAAGGCAGCGGUGCGGCCUGGGCGGCAAGCGAAGGAGCCGAGCGGAGAAACGAAAUGGAGUGAGUGAGUGAUUGAUUGGUAAAGAUGGAGAGAGGCAGAGGAGGAGGAGGAGGAGGAGGAAGGAAUGUGGGGGGCUCUGGCCUACACAGGAGCAUUUACUCCCAGUCCCAGCAGCAGUAUCAUUAUCCCACAUCCUCUUCUCAGACGGGCUGCAUGGAAAUCCAGGAGCUAGCCUCCAAAAGAGUGGACAUCCAAAAAAAGAGGUUCUAUCUGGAUGUGAAGCAGAGUUCCCGAGGCCGUUUCCUGAAGAUAGCAGAGGUCUGGAUAGGAAGAGGCAGGCAGGACAAUAUCAGGAAAAGCAAGCUGACUCUGUCCUUGUCAGUGGCUUCUGAAUUGAAGGAUUGUCUGGGCGAUUUCAUUGAACAUUAUGCCCAUUUGGGUCUAAAAGGCAGCCAGACUCAUCGGAACGACCAUGCUAAUGGUAAAGAACAAGAUUCAAGAAGGCGCCAACACCAUCACCCACCAUCGCCUCCAGCAUCCGUUGGAUCUGAAGAGCAUCUUCACAGUGUUUUAAAAACGGAAUAUAUUGAAAGAGACAACAGGAAAUAUUACCUAGACCUGAAGGAGAACCAACGUGGACGUUUCCUCAGGAUAAGGCAGACCUUGAUUAGAGGACCUGGCAUGAUAGGAUAUUUUGGUCACAGUUUAGGACAAGAACAAACUAUUGUCCUUCCGGCACAGGGGAUGAUUGAGUUCAGGGAUGCUUUAGUCCAGCUCAUUGAAGAGUAUGGGGAAGGAGACAUAGAAGAAAGGAGGAGUGGGGGAGAUGAACCUCCUGAACUCCCAGAAGGGACUUCCUUCAGGGUGGACAACAAGAGGUUCUACUUUGAUGUGGGGUCCAACAGGUAUGGUAUAUUUUUGAAGGUAAGUGAAGUGAGACCUCCAUACCGUAACACCAUCACUGUCCCCUACAAGGCAUGGACAAGAUUUGGGGAAAACUUUAUCAAGUAUGAAGAAGAGAUGAGGAGAAUUUACAACGGUCAUAAAGAGAAAAGAAUGGAUACCAGAGGGGACAGUGGUGAAGAACAAGAGGGUCUUGAUUAGGAUGUUUCAACGGGCCAAAAAGCAAAAUGAAGAGUUGGCUAGUGGUAUUGAUCUGUAGUAGUUGGAGGAGGUUGCCUUUGAUUUUGUAAGUUAUCCCCUGUUGUAAGAUAAUUUCAGUACAUACGAUAUUACAGAGGUGUGUUUUUUCAUCUAAAAGUGUACCCAGCGACAUCUCUGUGAUUUCUUACAGAAAUAACUUAACUGGCCAAUGGAUCUGAUGAAAUUAUGUACAGUAACACUAAAUUUGUUAAUGCCCUCUUAUGUAUAAGGUUUGUGUUGCAAUAUAACAUGAUACAACUAAGAAAGAUGGAAUUGAUAUCAUUUGAUCUUAACCACAGAGCACUUAAUGACUAAAACUGGUAUUUACAUUUAAGUGGUUUAUUGGGAAAAUAUCUUUAAAUAAGCAAAUCUUUUGCUUACUUUGCAGUAAAAAAUGAGGGGAGGGGAAUCACACCUCUGUAUUGUGAUGGCCGGUGGUUAAUUUCAUGGUUACCCAAUGUUUUGAUAGCUCAGUAAUUUAAGUGUCCCAACUAUAUAAAUCCAUGUUUGAGUUAAUAGGCCAUUUCAGAAUAAUAUUGACCAUGCAUCAUCCAUUCUAUAUGGAUUACUUACAUCAUGUGAAGAGAAUUUAUUUAAAUAGUGUAACAAAAUUUCAAAACCUAUUUUUGUAUUUGUGGGGUUAAGGGGUUGCUUUGAUGUGCAAUUUGGUAUUUGAUUCAUGGUUAGGAUUGAAAUUCUAAAUUGGGUGAUUAAAUGUGUGCAUGAGAAAGAGAUGUGGAAAAGUAUUAGAAUAACUUUUGUUUUUAUCUUUAUACUUUGGGGGGAGAAAGCUUUGAGAGAUUUUGGUGCAUCACUUAAUUGGUAUGAAGCAGAUCUCUGAAGCAUUCGGCAACAGCUACCACCAUUUCCAUUAUAGCUGUUGCCUCUUAAAUACUUAUUAUUCUAAACCAUAAUCUACACUUUUUAAUUUUGUUAAAAUGCAUCUAGAAAUAAUACUAACCAAAAUAAUUAUUUCAGGUUUUUUUAGUAUCAAGAAAAUGGUUGGAAAAGCCUAUGGAAGUGGGGGCAGGAUAAUUGUGAUAUUUUAAUUGGCAAAAGCGUCUGAUAGAGCUGCAAUCUUAUGCCAUCUUAUCUGAGAGCAAGACUCACUGAAUACACUGGAAUUGAUGUCUGAGUAGAUGUAAUUAGGAUUGCACUUUAUAUCAAAUUUUGAAUUAGACCUAGAACAUUCUGCCUUCAAACCAUAAAGCAUGUGCUUUAGACCUUAAUACUGUGUAACUAUGUCUCUAUGUACAAGAUGUUUUACAUGUACAGAAAUAUAACCCAUAGUUCUUUUCCAAUUAUUCCCAUUUGAUAAUUUCAAAUCCAAAGAAAAUUAUUUUUCAUAACCAGAAGCUGUGGUAGCUUCACUUUUUUUACUACAUGCCAUUUCCAUACCACUCUAAAUGUAUGCUGUGUUCUCCUUUUUUUCAGAGUUAUUUGUGAAGGUGGAAAACAUAGCCCAGCAUUUAUUUUGGUGCCACAAUAUUUUCAUUUACAAACAAAAGGAAAAGAAUUUGCACCAAAAUCAUCAAAGAGCUUUAGAAAUGUGUGUUACAGUUGUGACAGAGAAAAAGAAGAGUAUGGACUUUAAUUUCACUGUUUUAGGUGAUUUGCCCAGUAUAUGACAAUUGAACCUAUUGAGAAUGUGGUCUAGUUUCAGAAAUAACAAAUAUCCAACCUAAAACUAAGAUUUUUUAAUUUGGGGAAUAAGGAGUUAUUGGAAAUUAUACAUUAAUCUUGGUGUGAAAGAGGGGUAAGAGUAUAUCUGGGGAGGGAACCCGUAGAUGUAAAAUGAAAGUGUUUUGUAUAUGUUGUUGAUUUGAUAAUUGUAGUGAUUUGACUGAAUCUAAAUUACCACAUUGCUGAUUUAUUGCUGCACAUCCUGUGCCUGCAUAAUAGCAAUGGUGCCAGAUUCCAGAACAUGGGAUACGUGAAUGUAGGAACUCCUGAUGCUCACAUUUUCCCAGCUUAUAUCUUGCUAAAGGCAUUUUCUCACGCAUUUUAUUUUAAAAGGACAAUUUACCAGUCAAUAUAGUAGAUAUUUUUUGCUGCAAGUGGGAAUUACAUGGCCCUCCAUGCAUUUUUGGAUUGUAACCUGUAGAAGUCCUUAUUAUCAGCUGUGGUGGCUAAGACAGCUACGAUUUGUAGUCAAUAUCUGGAGGGCCACAUUAUCCCAAUUUUCAUUUUACUAGAAAUUUUCCAUAUCUUGUUAAAUAUUUCACAUAAACAUUUUGUAUUGUUUCUGCAAAUUUUUAAGUGAUAAAGUGUACUGUAUAUACUCCUGUAUAAGUCCAGAAAUUUUAGCUAAAAAUCAACCCAAAGAACCCGAGUUGACUUAUCCUUGGGUAAUUGUACUGUAAGUACCUUAACUUAUUUGAGUAGAGUGGCAAAAGGUGAGAAUUUAAUCCAUCCAUGGAGAACCAACUGCCUCUGCUUUUUCCAUCAUGGCACCACCUCUGGCCUUUUUGAAUGCCUAGGUGGGGAAAUGGUGGCAGUAGCUGCUGGUCCUCUAUAGCCAGUGCUAGCACUUUCCCCUCUCCAUGGAAUGACCCUCAUCUUAUCCAUUGGGCCUAUCGAAAUCCAUAAUUUGGCCUCAAAACUAUCCCUCAAUUUAUGUGUGAAACGCAUGAGUAUAUAUGAUAUUAAUUUGGAUGUAAUAAAUAUUUGAGAAAAUGCAUUUCUUCAACAAUUCUUUAAAAAAUCCAGUAACUGUGAAAUGUUUUCCAACACCACUUCAUUCAGAAUGCAUAUUAGUUUAUACACUGGCAUGUGCAAACUUCCACCAUUGUUAUCUCUAUCUUGUUUUCUGAAUUGAGCCAAAUAAUAAGUACAUUGGUUGCAUGUUGUUCUCUUUCACCCAACUCAGAUUUCUGUAUCCUUGUGCCCUUAAAUAGGGCUCAAUUUUUUUUUAUUUGUAUACAGGCACAGGGUGCCAAGUUCUUCAAGUCAACGACUACAAAUUUGUACCAAUGUGAGCAUCUGGGACUGACUACACAUGAGCCUUAAAAGUUGCCACCUGCUCUAUAUAAUUGACAUAACUUUUUUUAUUUAUCCAUUGUAUGUUACUGGUUUUGUUCUUGUCUUCAAAUCCAAGGUUUAUAUGGUCAGAUUUACAGUGACAAGAGCUUAAAUGGUAAUUUUGGAGAGACGGUCUUUAUUCCUGGCAGCACAUUUGCAUCUUUGGAGAGUGGCAAUAACACGUUAAGUAUUUGUUUGUGGAAGGGCCUGUUAAAAUGUAAAGAAAUAUUCUUUGCACCCCCCAAAAUACCAUGUCCCUUAAACUUGAGAAAAAACACAAGCUUAUUUGCACUAAAAAGCGUGGCCAAAAACAAUUCUAGGAGGGCAGGGUGGAUAAAUCAGUUUGUACCUCUGAAGUGAUUUGUUCUCAUGGGAGAAUUUUCCAUUAAAGCCCUGACCUCUCGUUUAAAACUUUAUGGUCCAGACAGAAAGUCUGUCAGUUUUGUGAUUUCAUAAUAAUGCACUUUAUAUUUUAUAACUAAUAGAAGCACAUUUCUGCUACUGGUUUGGUACAAUGUGUUUCAGUAUAACUUCUACUCUAAAUCAGUAUAACAAUGGCCUUCUGCAUGCAUGUCUGUACAUGAUCUAUUGCAAGGACUAGAUCAAAUUAUAUUGACAUGAUGGAGAAGAAUAGGCACAAACUAAAAUUUCAAAAUGUCAAGGGCCUGUGAUUUGAGAAAUGUUGAGUCCAAUGCAGUAGACUUGAUGUCAAUAUAUAUGAAAGUCAAAUACUUCAACUGAUUUUCAGAUAUCUUAUUCCUGCAACUGAUGCAGAUGUGGGUAAAACAACCCUGCAGUUUUGCCAUGUUGUCACAUACCGGUAAUCCUCUUUUCCCUUAAAAAAAAAGUAUUGUAAGGGAUCAGAUUUUGUGUGGCAGGUAGGCCAUUUGUGCUGACUGUAUCUCAUAUUAUACAGCCUUGCUUUUUUUGCUGAAGUACAAAAGUAGAAAGUUAUUAUGAUUAGUGAUACAAAAGAGUUCCGUUGUGCAGUUAAAAUGCGAAGGAAGUACUUUGUAUAAUGCAUCAUACCAAUUCUAUAAAACCAAGGAGCUUUAGAUGAAAAUUUUGUAGAACUCCAUUUUGUUCUGAUGCUCAAGAAGCAAAUGUAGUAAAAUCUGUCAAAGCCUGACACAUGUAAAAUUAGAUCUUAAAAUGAGGUAUAAUUUCAUAUUAGCAAAAACAUCAUUUGUAUUUUAUUAAUUGUGAAACAUGUUUAGCUUAUAAUGCAUUCUUCUAAGAGCCUGUUGAUUAUGAUCUUUUCUUUUUCAUGUUCCAGUAUUAGUACAGUAUCUCCAUAGGUUUAAUUAAUUAAAAAAUGAGUAUCUCUUCUAGCCUAACCCCUUAAAGGCUAUUAAAAUUUUACAUGAUUUUCUCAUGACAUUUUUUCUUUAUUUACAACUAAUAUAGAAAAAUAAACUUAUGAUAUAAGAACCAAACUCUUUCUGUUGCUGCAAUACAGUUAAAUGGCAGCAAAGUAUAAAGUCACCUAGUCAAUUACAUGAUCUUUCAUAUAUUUCUCAUUUAAGUGGCUAAAGCUGAAUCAAAUGACUGUUGACCAAAACAUCUGAGAUCCCUUCCUCAAGCUAUCUGACCAGACAUGCUAAGGUGAAAGUUAUUCUCAAGUCAUACAAAGAUGUGGCUAGUAGUUGCUUUAUUUGUAUUGCCACUCUUCUCAGCCAUUACUCACAAUAAUUAUUGUUGGUGUUUUCUGUCUACUGACCCUAAACAGCCAAUUUCUCCACUUAAUUGCAGAGCAGAGAAAAUUAGAACUGCUUCCAUUUAGGAGGAAAAGAAUAGUGGAGGCACUCCCAAGAAAUGUAGAAGGCACACAUGUUUGCAGUGAUUUUACUUCUAAUAUAUUCGUAUUAUUGGAUGUCAAGCAGUUCUCUGCCUGUACCAGAUUCACUCAGUUUAAAAAUGAAAUUUACGAAUCAACCUUGAUUAAUCAAAAAAGAAUAAAGUAAUUAUAAAUAGAGAUAUCACAAAAAUGUUUAGUUCACUCAGCUAUUUUAAGAGAUUUAAUCUUUAGACGCUGUUUAUUCAAAAUAAUCUUUUAUUGUGUUACAGAACACAGAGAGGCAAGCCUAUCUAUAGCUGAAAGGGAGGUAGGGAUGGAAAAAAAACCUUUUAACAAUCUGAAAUAAGGAUUUUAAAGUGCAGGUAGAAGGCAUGCCAUUGGAUACAAUAGCUUUUCUUACAAUGGUCUAAUAUGUUUCAAAAUCAUAUUUAUAUAUGUAUGAAGAAAAUCAUUGGUAGUUGACUUCAAUAACAUGUGCUUGUAGUGAAUUUGUCUGCAUUAUUUCAUUGUGUUCACUAAAAGAGCUUUAAAUCUCUGUAGGGAAGAAAACCUGCAUAAUUCAGUGAAGUUAUGAUCAUUUACUUGUAAUUCUGUUAAUUGACAUUGUAGUAAUUUAUUCCAUGGCCAUGUGUUUGUCUUUAUUUGUUUAACUCCACUGUAGAUUAUCUGCAAUUUGGAUACAUGAAUUAAGCUCCUUGUAGCCCUACUAUGACAGUAGAAAUAGAUCUAUAUGCUAUGUGCACAUUUUAAACAUGUUGCAUUUUCUAGUGAUGCUUCAAAAUGAAAUUGAGUUUUCCCAUGCCCUUGCAUUCAGAAUUACAUUCAUGUCCUAAAUAAAGCAAUAAUGAAUUAGAAUAACAUGCUUUAUUUGCUUAAAGUCAAGUGAAAAUUGAGGUCACUUUUUUCAAACUAUGUCCAGUUCUUGAAGGCAUUGUAGUGACAGAUGAGAUCUAUAUUAUUGUUGUUGAUGUUGAUGAUGUUGUUGUUUUGCAAGCAAGAAAAACACAAAUUUUAUUGCAUUUUAAUACCACUGUUAGUGAUACGCUAGCUCACAAUUUAUAGAACUGUUUUUAUACAUUUAUUUCCUGAUGAAGAUAGGCUCAGUUCACCUGUAACAUCUGCCUUCCUUCAAACAUUGCUUAGAGCAGUAGACAACUUCAGGGGACUGCACCCCUCCAUCAUGACCCCCUUUUUUUUACUCAUUUUCAGUGAUUCAUUCAAGGUUUUACUCUGCCGUCUGCAGGAUAUUUGGAAGGGAGCAAUUUUGCCAAACUUAUUUUCUGUUUUGAACAGUUUUAGCUUCAUAAGAAGAACCAGGAAGUAAACUAGAAACACCUUACUUCCUGCUUUUAAAAAGUCCCUCUUAGGAUGGAUCUACACUGCAAUAUAAUCCAGUUCAAAGAGGAUAAUCUGGAUUUUAUAUGGCAGUAUAGAUGGGGCCUAAGACUAAAGCAGCCAGGGAAAUCAUGGCAAAAUCACCUCUGUAGAGAAGGGGGUUAGAAUGAAAAAAGAUUCCCCUGAAAAUAUGGUGAUGGGAACUUUUGCAGACCGCAGCAAUAUUCUGGGGAACAGCACAUGCAACCCAAGGGUUGCACUUUUCCCACCUCUGCUUUAGAAGCAUUGAGUGAAAAAUUCAAACAAGGUCACGAUUAAUUACUUCUGUGAUACUAUUUGAUCUCUUUUCUGACUCUGUUAUCAUCUGCAUCUUUUCUUUGCUGCUAUAGAAGGGGUGGGGAGAAAAGUUUGUGGAUAAAAUUCUCACUGCCUCAUAUAUAUGUUGUACUGGAUUGUGCAAAAAAUUCCUGCCUCCCUCCAAUUUUUUGAAAAUCUUCACCACAUUGAUUCUGUAGUUGUGAAUGAAUGGAAGCAUCCUGUUCCCUGUCCCCAGCUAGUAGUGUAAGGAAGCCAGGGCUCCCAAUGUUGAUGCCUUGGGACAUGUUGGUGAACAGCGGUUUGGCAUCACUUGCUACCUGUGGGACUGUUUCCCUCCCCCCACAACUGUAAUUCCCACAGUGACUGAAGGUGAAAUUGAUUUAGCAAGUAACUAUGUAUUGUAAGCAUCAGUGUUGCAAGACAGUGAGUAUUGGACUACAUUUCUAAAGGUCAGUGUUCAAAUCCUUGUUCAAGCACAGGAAUCCACUGGUUGAACCUGGGCAAGUUGCAUUCUCUCGGCCUCAGUGGAAGCCAACGGCAAACCUUGUUUAAACAAAACUUGCCAAGAAAACACUAUGAUAGGUUGGCAUUGUUGAUGUUGUGUGCCUUCAAGUUGUUUCUGACUCUAAGAUGAACCUGUCAUGGAAUUUUCUUGACAAGAUUUGUUCAGAGAGGGUUUGCUUUUGCCUUCCUUUGAGGCUGAGAGAAUGUGGCCUGCCCAAGAUCACAUUUGAAUUUCCAUGUCUUAAGCAGGGAUUUGAACCCCAGUCUCCAGAAUCAUAGUUCAAUGCUCAAGCCACUAUAGCAUGCUGGUUCAAGGGUCACCAUAACCCAAAAAUAACCUGAAGGCAUACAAAAACAAUCCACAUUACAAUCAAAAUUAUUUGAGGAUAGAUUAGUCUUGAGUGAGCAAAUCUGUUUGUUUCACAUCUUUAUGUACCUUUAUAAUAUGCAAGCAAGAGGUUUUCUUACAUAGAUAUAUAGUUUCAAGCACCCAUCCCAAUAAUUACUCUUAAGACUUUGAUUUUCCUUUCCUCUCCCAUUUCUCAGGUGUGACUGAAAUAGUUACUUUGGAGAACCUAUCCUAAUGAUACAAGGCAUUGGCUUGUGUUCCAAAACACACACGUAACCCUAUUUGUUUUGUCAUUUUAUCAAGAUCCACAAAUGAUCGCAGUGAUAUAAAGCAAGCAUCGUAUGUUUCAACUGAAACAUGUCCCAAAAUGAUAAGUUGGAUUUCUUGCAUUUUGCAUUAUUGGCUCAAACUUAGGAAACAUUUAUCAACAAUUCUUGGCGAUAUUUACUUAGUGAUCUAUACCAGUAUAAUAAGAGAGGUAUUUUUUAAAAUAGUGAAAGAACUUAAGGCAAAAGAUGCAGUUAAUACAUUUGGAUGGAAAAUUUCCACAAACACUUAUUUGCAAAAUAAAUACGAUUUUUAUUGCGAAGGAAAAAUAUUAAUCCUUAGUUUUUUUAGCUACCAUUUUCCCUGCUGUACAAGUUAAAUGAAAAGGCAGCAUGGUUAUAAAGUGAGUGCAGCUAUCUGCUUCUGCAGUUUUGUCCCAUGUGCACAUUCAUGAGCACUAGGCUCUGAAUCAGAGUAAAUAUAUUGCACCUGAAUAGAUUUUGUGGCAGCAAUGAAGCCUUUGGCACUGAGAUGCUGGGCUGUGAUGAUGUUGCAGAGGCUGAGCAGUCAUGAUAUUGCCAACUGAGCACCAGAAGACAAGAGGGAAAUUUAAAAAUUGAAGAAGGAAGAGAAGAGAAGAAAGCAGAUGGAUGAUAGCAAGAGUCUAAGUAAAAGAGAAAGUUGAAGAAAAGGUAGACCUAUUGAGAGAUGAUAUUUUAAAGAAUGAUGAUCAGAUGAGGUCAUCAAUAUAAGAGAAAGUGUUAUCUAGCCAGGGAGGAAAUUGGAUGUGAAAGUUGUGCACAGGUAACAGGGGAAGAAGAGGGAUAUAGAAUGGGAAGAAAAGGAACCAGUGGCCACCCCCAUCUCCCAAAAGUCAGGAAGGGAGAAGUGUUCUCAUAGAAGAAUCUGAUACAUUGCAAAUAACCAGAAUGGUUGCCUCACAUCCCGGAUAAUACAGGCCUAUGUAGCUUGUGGUCAACUAUAUAAAAAUCUUUGAGUCUUGGUUACUCAGUUACUUGCUCAGUGAGAAGGAGUUUCAAAGCAUUUAAAGUGAAAAAUAUAGCUGAAACUUGGUGUGAUCAUAGUUCAAUAUGCUUCGCCUUUUCAUGUAUUCCCAUCUUUGGAACACAAGACUCAUAAAUAGUUAUAGUUAACAGUCUUGUGUUUAGAAUUAUAUAAAACAGUGAAUUUAGUUUGGCAGACACUUUGUGAAACUAAGUUAUAUCUUUUGUAACUCCGUCCUCCUUAUUUUUGCAUGAAUUGGGUGUCUGCAAACAGGCUGCAAACAGAGCGAUACAUGUGAACUAUUAAAAGAAUGUCAUUGUCACUGUAAUAUCAUUUUUAUUUACCCCAUCAGAUUUUUUGAGAAAGCUCAGUCACAUUGCAACGUGCACUGGAGUACAUUCAGUACUACAUAUGAAACACGGUUUCUUUUCUGGCCACAACAAUUAUCAGAUUUUGUUACUUUAUUCAAAAGUUAGACAGAAUGAAUUUAAAUUCUGAGGAGUGGAUCAGAUUAUGUUCCAUGUCUUAAUUUAGCACAAAUAGAUGUUAUACAAUUACUAAACAUAGUUUAUGAAGCAAAAUCUGCAGAUGUAUGAAGGCCCAAUCAACUUUAACCUGAAAAUAGUUACCUUUAUUCCCAAACAACAAGAGUUAUGUUUCCAUGCACAUAAUUGAGCUGUUACUGAAUUCUCCUUAAAAGAACAGAAAAAUGUAUUGCACCUAAGGCUCUGGAGUGUAGAAGAGGCUUAAUUAAACAUUAUUGGGGAUUGAUAUGUGCUGCAAUUGAGGGAAUAUCUGGGAAUAGGAGAGGCAGCUACAUAAGUAUUCCUUACUCUGUCAGAAUUAUUUAGGUUUAUGUAGCCUUAUCCUAUGUAUAUUACGUAGGUCAAUAACAUUUGUUGGGUACAGCAAGCUAAUGGCUGGACCCUCAGGGAACAUAACUUCAUCAGAAUGACAUAAGUAGGUCUGGUCUAGUGAAUUUUCACAACCUUGAAAAGUUGGUUUGGAUGACUAUCAGAAAAGGCUGAACUAUGACAGGAUAUCGAAAAAAUUAUUCAUAAACUAUGUGAGAACAUUGCUAAGAAAUCUGAUGAGGGGAGAAUGGAAGAUGUUACUAAAUGAGAACUAACAAAGGUGUACAUUAACAUCUAUUCUCAAAGGUGUCAAAUGAAUACUUGGGUUUGUCCAUGUGCAUUUCUCCAGCUUAUGAAAACUUAUUCUGAUCUUGAAUAUCUUGCCAUGGGAGCAAAAAUGUCUCCCACAAUUUAUACUCACAAUGAACAAGCCUUGAGAUACCUGAAAUAAAAUUAACUGAGAAACAGACUAAGUAGGAUGUUAAGAAGACUCACUCUUCAGCUAUUAACUGCAAGGAUGUGCCUAAACAGAAUGUACAAACAUUUCUGAAUUCUUUUUUAAUGAUGAAAAUAGAUGCUUUUUAACCUCUGUAAAAUGGCUAAGCAAAAUAGUGAAUGAGGAUUAAUGACAAAGACUCAGUAAUGUCUUUGUAUUCCUAUACCAGUUCAAUAAGGAUAUUUUCCUUUCUCCUUCUCAGUAUAGCCCCCCUGCUUCAAAAGGCCUAACCCAGAAGGUUCCCAUUUUCCUAGAACAGGAUUUUGGGUACAUGAGAGACUAUAGGACACAUAAGUCAAAGGCAAGGCCCGUGGGACGAAUCUGGCUUGCCACAUUAUUUUAUGUGGCCUGCAAGGCUUCGAAUUCCAGAGUAACCAUUACAUUCAUGCAAUCUUUCAAUUACAAACAGCCCUUUGAAGGCAACCAUAAGGCGCUUGAUGAAAAUAAGUUUGACACCCCUGCUAUAGGAUAAAAGAGGGUCAGUUAUUUUGGUGGAAAUUGCAGGAUCCAGUGGAAGCCCACUAUUGGAUCCCAUCUCCAUACAGCCAUUAUAUAUAAGUUAUACUAAAUUGCAUCCUUAAAUCCUACUACAGUUUUCUUCUUGGUGAUCUUUUGUUCUUGCUUUUUCUAGUUAUCCCUGUAAUGGAAGACUACUAAUUGCUAAUUGAGCACAGAACCAAAUGCAGUAAAACAAGUAAAUGCAUUUGAACUUAACCAGACUUUUUGGUCUUAAAAUAUAAUUUUUCAAGUACAUUCCAAGACCUACUAAAUUUUUCUGUUCCAACUGCAGCUUCUUAGACCAUUUGGAUAGCCCUCCACAUUCAGUACUUUUAGCUAGAAAGUAUAGUUCAGAUCUCACAAGAUAAGCGGCUUUACACAAGUAAUGUUUUUUCUGAACAAAAGAGUGUUUAGCAUUCCCAGUUAAUAAUUUUACAGGGAACGUGAGUAGUAUAGAGUAGUAAUUCCCUUGUGAGAGAAAAGGAAGCAGUACUGGCCCUGGAUUAAAGCUGCAUAAUUAUAUUUCAAAGUGCAUUUGUUUUAGUUAGUUUGUGUGUGUGUGUAUGUAUGUGUGUGCGCGUGCAUAUUUUAGUCAAGAAUGUUCACAUUUUGUCUUAAAACGUUUAUACAAUGUGCAAUAUAUCACAUAUACCCCAAACUGGCACAUGAAUAACGUGCAAGCAUUGUUAAUCUUGUAACAAAAAUUGGCUUUCACCCAGUCUGUUUCUGUUGGAUUGCUUGGUGUUUGUAGAGGCUGUUGAUGUAUGACAGGCUUUAAACAAUGACAAAAAAUUAUCUUCAGUUGGUGGCUAGCAAGUCAGAUAUUUGAAGAUUUAGUGUUUCCCAAUUCGAUUUCCUUUUUUAACCUUCAUGGUUAUGGAUGUGUUUUUUCUCAUUAGAUAAUAGAUACAUUUCAUCUAAAGGUUCUUGGAUGAAAUGGCCUUUCUGUGUAGUGAUGUAAAAAUUAUAAAAGAUUUUUCCUUUUCCUCCAUUUUGUCAGUAUAGUUUUGGACUGGUGAAAAUCAUAAGCAAUAAUUUUUCCCUUACUUGUUUGCUUUAUGCAUAAAUGACCAUCCUGUCUACACAGUAUGCAGCAUUCACAUACAUAGAUUUGCUUGGUGAAAACUAUCCUGUGGCAUCCUAAAGACUGAGAACAUGAUUAUAACAUAAGCUUUCGUAGGAGAGCCCAUUUCAUUAGACAUAGAAAAUAAUCAUACAAAUGUAUAUAUAUAUAGAGAGAGAGAGUCAGUACAGAAAAAAAUAUUUUUUUGUUUUCACAAAGCAAAGCUCGUGAGCAAAGGAGUCAGCAAUCAGUGUGUCCCAGUGCUAUGCAAAAUAGAAACUAAUACAAAAACUAUUCAGGCAGCAUCAAUAGCAGUCCUGACAAUGCUUACAUGAGAUAAAUAGGCAUAGUGUGAACAAGUGCUGGAAACACUCAGGAGAGACCAUUCUUUUCCACAGUCAGUCAUUCUAUGAAAUUAUUGAUACCAAGUUCCACAGAUUCAACAUCGCUAAUAAUUUUAUCAAUUGGAGGAUUAUCUGAUGUAUGGUUGUCACAGCAUAUCUGUAGAAGAUAUGAUUGACACAGUUCUGAUCCUUAAUAUUAUGGGCUUUCCACUUUUGUUCUUCUUAUUAUUGUUAUUAUUAUUUUGUUACUAUCAUUGAACACCAUUCUGCCAAGAAAAACCUGAAGCUAUCUUACAAUUAAAAUAUGCAAAAGAUAAAAACAAAAAUGUUUUAAUAGGAAUAUAAAACAUGUCCUCCCCUUCUAUCUUGUGCUGAGACUGAUAUAUUUAGCUUGUAUAAAGGUUUGUGAUCUGCAUAUUUUUUAAUGUGGCAUAAGCUGUUUACUGCCACAGGUACUGGCAGCAAAUGAUGACACAUGUCACAGUAAAGUAUGAGCCAAUGUGGCUCUGGUGGUAUUUGAUCCAGUACAUGUCAGUUGAGCAAAUAAGAGGAACAAUGUUAGAAUCAAGAGUGAAUUCCUUGUAUUGCAUUUCUCAUUUGAUUACUGGUGGAUGUUGACUUCCAAAACAAAUAUAUAAUAGUAGCUACUAAAGCUGUGCCAUUUUGGAAUUUGAUGGAUGGUUACUUUUUGGCCUUUAUUGCUUAAGCCAUUCCUUUGUACGUUUCCAUGAUUUAUCUGUUCUAUCUUUUCAACAGAUGGGUAAUAUAUAGCAUCUGUUUAUAUUGUAGUAUUUAAAGUUAAAAUGGGAACCUUGAGCUGUGAAGGGAGGCCCAUUUUUGGAACACAACUGCUUAAGAAAAACAUCCUAACACCUACUUUUCUACCAUGAAUAACAUUCACAAAGCAUACAUUUCAGAAUGAUUUUCUUAAGAAUUAUGAUUGUACUUUUUUUAAGGGAAAGUAAUAUUUCCUUUAUAUGGAGCAUUUUAAGAAUCUGCAAAACAAGAUGGUAUGCCAAAUUCCAUUGUAGAUCAUACUCAUGUGAGAUAUGAAAGUUCUGUUUAUGGCAUUCUAAUUGAUAGCCCAUUCAUACAUGUAAAUAAUUGAUUAUUGAAUAUCAGUCUUUCAGAAUAGGAAAUCACCAGAUAUGUAGAUAAUUCUGCUGUUCCAAAUUCAGCCUUUCCCACUUUGCUGUUAUGUGACCUUUGUUUUACUCAAGUUUUGACUAGUUGUUUUGGCAAACUGGAUUUUAUAGAUGUCUGUUUUUUAAUAGUAUCCAUUGUCCUGAAAAAAACCUAUGAUAUGAAUGAGUAAGUCUUCCACCUUGUGGCUGAAGAUGGUAUUGCACAUUGUGACACAUUUAAAUUUAGACUGAAAUCCCCUCAAGGUCCCCUUUGUAUCCAUCCCAACUUUCAAAUGUUUACAUUUUAUGAUAGUCGAAAAAUAGUGAAGACACACAUACUUUUAUUAUUGCAGAUUGAGAAUGUGGAAUAUAGUCCACCAAAGCUUAUGUCAUAAUUAAUUUAUUAGUGUUUAAGGUGCCACAGGCUUCUUUGGUUUUUGCUGCAAAAAAAACAAACAAAAAACUGGCACAGUUAACUCUUUUGAAACAGAAACAAUAAAACAGGCUUCCCAGGGAAUAGCAGAAGUGUAUCACUUGGAACACAAAGGCAUACUGGAGGAUAUCAUUCCCAGAUCCACUCUACAUGUUCUCUGGGCAGCAAAAAGAGAUUUUUUUUGUAAGAUCCGAUUUUGCCUAGCAAUCUUCUAAUGGUUUUUCUUCUCAAUUCAGCCAUGGUGGAGAAAACCUAUUUUCACUCUUCCUCUGAAAAAUAUAGAAAACAUUGGCAUAGAAUUUCUAGAUUCUUUUAUGAAAUAUUUUAAAUUAGUUCAGUCCUAGAGUUGAAUUCCUAGAGGCCAGCAUGAUUGUUUCCUCAAAUUCAUUAACAAUCACAUCCAUGUUCUGUUUCUCCCAAAGUGAGCAUAAUGUGUACAGACAUUUUGUAAGAAUCAUUAUGAGUCUAUCUUUUAAAGUGUUGUUUCCAAAUAAACCUCCCACAAACUGCACAUUGAGGCAUUGAUGGUGCAAUCCUAUAAAAUCUCUUGAAUGUUUGGCAAACUUUUCAGGGAACCUUCCGCUAGAUUUUUACUUCAUGAUAGCAGAACGGUGACAACACAGAAAGAUUUGUUCUGGCUGACUUGUAAUAAAUACUAGUAUUUUUGCUUUUCACCUGUAUUAUAGUGAGGGUUUAAGGACCUGUAUUAUAUUGUAAAGCUAUAUACAAUUUAAGUUGUUUGUACAUAACUGCAGUCUCAACAAUAGCAUUGCAUAUUUCUUUAAGCAUAACAAAUUGUAAUGUGGAGCAUUAAUGUGCUCUCUGCUCUUACUUUUACUCUCUUAAGUACCAUAACAGUCUAACUGGGUUUGGGAUGCUAACCCAAAUCGCGAUCAAAGAUAGCACUUUAAGUACUUGUAGUCACUUUUCUUCUUACUAUAUGGAGCACCGCACUUUUAUAAAUACUACUAGCACUGAGUUUUAAACAUAUUGUUUUCCCCACCCCAUUUUUGUAGUCUUUACAGGGUGUAUGUUUAAAAUAGGUGGUGGCACUAUGAAGAUAGUUUUCAUUAAUGUGGCCACCGCCUGAUGCCUAACUCAGUCAUAUAUUUAGGAAUUUUAUAAACGGAUAAAAAGUGGGUGAUAAUAAUGAAUCCAAACUAUAUUUUGUACCUUUAACAAAUCCUAAAUUGCUGACAUCUAUACUAAUCUAAAAAUAAAUCUAGCAUGGGUAUAUGCAUAGAUAAGCUUUCAAAAACACCAAAGACAUCAGGAAAAAAUUAAUGGACAAGAAGAGCACAAGACCUUAUGUUUAAAACUGAAAUUUUAAAACUUUGCAUUACCUUGACAGUAUGAAGAAUUAGAUUUGAAAUGCAGAGUUCUGUAUAUAUAAUAUUUGGUGAUGAUAGUUUUUAGUAUGGGGGAUUAUCAUGGAAAGACAGGAAAGCAGAGCAAGGGUUACAGUUUUACUCUGUGUGUCUGGAUUAUGUAGACACAUCAUAAAUCAUUGCAGUAAAAUACAGUACACAUGCUUCCAAAAAGGUCUGACAUAUUAAUGUAGUUUCAACCAUUUUUAAAAAGCAGGAUAGAACUAAAAUGCAUAUGAAUGGAUAGACAUAGAAAUUUCUAUGUGUGGUGCUGCAUUUUAGGAGUACUGUUAACUUAUGGAAAGUUUACUAAAAACAGAAGACUAUUGCUGCACAAUCGUCAUCAUUAAAUUUCUAUUAGUUCCCAGUAUAAAUACGAGGAUAUCUGUUCUGCUCUAAAAUAAACUGGCCUGAAAGAAGAUUGUAUAGUAUAAUAUAUAUAAACAGGGAGUUCCAGAUUUGUUUCAUGCUGUUAAACUAAGUAAUUGUUAAGAACUUGGCAAUUCUCAAAAAGUAAAUCAAAAGCCAAUACGGGACAUCCAUUAGUGAAACUGUUUCCAUCAAUAGAAAUGGAAGUGUAUGAUUUCAUCUCUUCAGCAUAGCCCCUUUUGCACCCCCAAAAACUGUUCAAAGGGCUGUAAAUUCUCUAUAACUGGUAUUUGGGUAGCACCAUGGGCUACUGGGGUGGUGAGGAAGAUGUCAUUUUUGUUGACUGUACUGCCUACAAAUAUUUCAGUUGGGGCCAAUUUAUGGAGCUGGUUUACAUCUGAAUACAAUUGUUAUCUUAGAUGUCAGUCCACAAAUAAUGAGAAUAUUUGUGAAAACCCUAAAAUAUUUUUGCACAUCAAUGUGAUUCUACCCCCUAAUCUGGCUAGCACAGUGCAUAUACAGAAGCUGGCUUUUGUGUGUGCAUCCCACGUUGGACUGGGAACUAUAAACUGAAAGAGAAGUUAGAUGGCACCAUUCAGAGUAGCUUUUGAAGCUGCCAUAUACAGUUCCUGCCACUGUGUCAAGAACCAUGAGUCCAUUCCUGAUUAAGUGAUUGACAUUAAAGCAGCAAUCAGGGACAAGGAGACCAAAUGAAAAGUAUCUUGAUUGAAGCAUUGCUCUUAAAAUGUUUAAUCAGACCCUGUGUCAUGUACUCAGUCUAAACUAAUAAGAGUAGUUGAGUUUUGUACAGCCCAUUUUCAUAACCGAAAUAGUCUUGAAUGAGCUUUAAGAACCCAAACAUCUCUAUUUGGAUUACAAUAUUGGCUUCAGCCAUAUCAAUUUGACUGUAGCCGUGAUAUUUUUCAGAACAAUCCUUACAUUUCAAUUAUUUCUCCCAAAUCCUGGACAUUGUUUGAAUGUCUUUUCUACCUUUACCUAAGCAUAUUUAUUCAUAAUAGCUGGCAUAAUUAGUCCCUUUGCUAACUGUAAUUACAAAUAUAUAUAUAUAUAAGUAUAUGAGGUGGAGAUUUCUAGAUUCAAACAUCUGUGUAAAAUCUGGUAGAGAUCUUGCAGCUUUUCUCCCCUGAGCUACCAUACACAGAAAGAAAGGAAGGGGAAAAUGUCGUUCACAAAUAAAUUAAGGCGAUGCAUUUAACUGAAAAGGUAGGGUCCAAAGGGCUACACAUGGUAUUCUUUACAGACUUGUAUGCCCUGCCUUCCUGCUACAAUUUCCUUAAAACAGUGCUCCAAAAGCAGGGGACACACCAGGGCUGUGUCCAGAAAGAUCCAUGUUGAGUCUCUUUGGAUCCAAAACAGUUUAAUCCACCCAUUUUGCUAGCCCAGUUUUGUGGAUCUCAUCUGUAGUAAGUGAAACAGUCUGCAGGUUGUAUUUUAUUUUGAACAUUUAAUAGAAGAUAACCUUUAAAAAGGAUUGGUGUCUUUCUUUAGCUAGAUCUCUCCUUUCCCCCCACUUUUCUUCUUUUAACCUGCAGUUAAAAUAUUCAUGUAAAAAUAUUUCUAAGGAAUAAUGUGCUGCUUUUUAAAAAGAUCAGAAUGAAAUUGUAAUGGCACGCAGGUAGUGUUUAACAAUAGUCAGUUGUGAUUUUUCUUUUAAUUUUUAACAGCAUGUGUAGUCAUUUUACUUACAUUUUUAGUAUUCUUCCAUAAAUAUGUAAAGGUAUUUUCACAACUGCACCUAUAAUCAGAGUACAACAUUACAACAGUCAAGUUAAUCAAAAAUCAUGUGCAUAGCAGGUAACAGUUUUUCCUCUGUGUGUAUUCCUUCCCACUGGUACUAUUUUUAAGUAGGAUAUUCUUAACCAAAAGGUGUGUUAAAGUCAUGGCAUGAAAAAUCGUAAAUGUAAAUGAGUACAUGUAAUGCUAAUUAAAGGAAUUUUCUUAAACCUAUGUGAUGCUUAAUAUUUUCCUUAGAAAGUUUUGUUUUAAAGGUAGAUCACUGUUCUGAAGGAUGUUGGUCCUAUGGAAUAAAAAUAAUGGAAAUAAAAUGCAUGUGUUACAAUUGUAGACAUGGUAAAGAAUUAAAUGUGAACUUACUGUACAAUACUGACUCUGUUUUCAAACAAUCUGUUUUGCUGUUCUAUUGUUAACAUAUAUUUAAAAAAGCAAAUGUACUGUUAUUUAGCACUUUUUUCCUAUGUACCCUGUUCUCUCACUAUACUAGAGGUAUGAAAAGGCAUAGGUGUGGAAUAUGUAAUCAUGCCUGCAUGAAUACUUUAAGGUUUGUGCUUUCCUUUUGAUGUGCAAGACUGGGCUCUGUAAGCAUCAUCUGACGUGCAAAACUCUCUUUCUUUUGGCUUAUACCAUUAUAGUAUCAUAAUUGUUUAAAGCCAACGUAAAAUUCAGGGUCUCUUUACAUGAUCUCUAUUCUAAAAGACAAGUAGUGGCAAUUAGAAGCAAUACAUGUCUUAAUUCAUAACAGAUAAUUUGUAGGAUCAUUUAUUUGAACCAUUAAACUCUUUCCUUGUAGUUCACUAAAUUAUGUCUUUUAAUGUGCUAGAAGGAAGGUAAAGAAGAUAUUUAUUGAAUAGAUUUUGUGGCAUUCUAGUUGUGUUAUCAGCUUGUGUUUGCCUUUGUUGCUAUAUAGAAUGGAAAACAUCACACUUACCAUAAAGUAGCAUUAAAAGCAUACCCUGAGAUAUUGUUAAGUAUAAGUGACAGGGUGAAUUAACACAACUCCAGUAUAAGAUUUAGAUAGCAGAUUAAAUACAGCAUAAUGAGAACUCUGAAGCUGUAAUUAUGAAAAAAUGGAACAGUAGGAACAUACAAGUAAAUAAAAGGAUUUUUUGUUAAUUAAAAAGUGAUGUGAAACCCAACAAUUCGUGGAUUCUGGCUGUAUUUCCAGAGAAAAUAGUGUUAAGGGCUAUUUCUUAUGUGCGUUGAGCAUCAGAGAUAAAACAUGUUUGAACGUUCUUUCACAUAAAGGAUGCAGUGGUUUGGUUUAUUUAGCAUGGAGGAACUUUCAGAGUUUUAGCCCUUACAUUCUGUAUUCUGAGUAGGGCUGAACUAUAUGCUUUUUGUGAUUAUGUACUUGAGUCCACAAGAUGACAAAAAGCUUGAAUGUGUGAAACUGUCUCCCAUUAAAAAUGAUAUUUGAGAUACUAUCAACUGAUCUGAAAGUUUUGAUUGUUCAAUAAAGUUCCAGAUAAGGUUGUCAUUACUUACAAUUACAUGCAAUCAACAAGAUUGGGGCUGAAAAGAAACAUGUCUGCAAAUCUAUGAGGAAUUAGUGACAGCAGAGCACUAAUCUAGCCCAAAAAGCAGGAAGUACCCUAUAUACUCAUGGAUAUGUCUAGAAAUUUUAGUUAAAAAAUCUGAGUUGACUUAUGCAUGAGUCCAAAAAGUAACUAUCCCCUUCUCUGAGUAGAGUGGCAAAUGGCAAGAACUUAGCUCAUCCCAGGAAAACCAACCCCUCUCUCUCAGCACCACUUUUGGACUCUUUGAAUGCCUGGACAAGGAAGUGACCAGGGACAACUGGCCUUCUGAUGCAGCACUGGUGCUUUCUCGUCAGUUUAGCCAUGUGUCAUAUAAAAAUUCAUAAUCUUAUACAUGACUAUAUAUAGCAUGUGCUAUAAAGCAUCAAGCAAGAAGUUGGAAGCUAUUAAGCAUCUAGGAAUUCUGAAAAUAAGGAAACACAAUGGAACAAUAUGUUGUUAUUUUUAUGAGGAAGUGGGAAUUAAAGGAGAAUGUGAGACUGAAAAUGCAAUUCAGCCACACUGCAAAUCUUUUGCAAAACUGUUGCUUCAACAAAAAAAGAGAGAUGGGUUUGAAAGGUUAUGUUCCAGAGGGAAAAAGACAAUGAAGAUCAUAUCUGGUGGUAGACUUUUCAUCUUGUCAAGCAAUUGAAAGAAAGUGGAAAUAAAGCAGUGAAAUGGAAGGGACUUCAAUAGGUGACACAUUCAGAGGGCAAUUGAAGUCAUGGUAUUGAAUAAGAUUAAAAUAAAAGCUCAUAGGAUGAAAAAAGAGAAUGAUAUGGAGAAUGUGAAGACAGUAAGAAAGAGAAUGGAAUCAGGAAGGAAGGCUACAGUUAUAGCAGAAAACAAAUACAGGAAAAGGUGUGCUGCCCAUAUGGCAAAAUACAAAAUUCUCAAACAGCAAUAUCUUUAUGAGGCAAACCCAAAAAGCAUGAGAUACAUUGAGCAGGCUUUUGAAAUAUGAAUGACAUCUCCAGGCAAAAGUACUAAAAUCAUAUAGAAAAAAAAAAGAAAUAUGAUAGAGUCACAUGUCUACAUUUUGUCAAGGUGUUUUUGUAUUGUCAAUUGAAAUGGUCUGGUGGAGUAUCCACAUAGACACAAAACACUCAAUUCUUUGGCAGUGUUGACUUGGAACAACAGCCUGGAUCUCAAUAGAAGUUAGGUACUUUUUCUGUUACUAACAGAGUUUAGAUUUUAUUGAUUGGAUUUUACAACUCUUUAUCUCCCAGAGCCAACAUGGCCAGAGAAGAAAGUGGCCUCUGCCUAACUGGAUACCCCUCCAGACCAUCUUAACUAAGAACAACAAAAGAAUCCUGACAAAAUGUAGACAUCAACAUUGAAAAUUUUCUUCUUCUCCUUUAUGAUUUUUAAUACUUUUGGCCAAUAAAGCAGCUAGUAGUGUUUUGAAAGCUUGCUGGAAGGAUUUUGUGCAUUUUUGGUUGAACCAAUAAAGAUACUGCUGUUUUAACAGCAGCACUAACCAGUUAAAACUAUGUGAGUUCAAUCUGAUUUUAAGCUUCAAUCCACAGUGAGAUCUCCCCGGCAAAAUUAAAGUCAAGACAAUUUUAGCCAGCUGCCACCUUCCACGUAAUUCAGAAGUUCACCCAACUCUCCAGAUACCCCAUAUAAUAAUGUAUAAGUCUAUAAAUUGUAGUGAAAAAAAUCAACCCAAAAACCCGAGCCAACUUAGUCACUUGUCAAUGUGUGUACUGUACCUUAACUCUUUAUCAAAAAAGAAAUUACCUCCUCUGAGUAGAGUAGCAAAAGGUGAAAUGUUAGACCAUCCAAGAAGAAAUUAAAAGAAACUGAGUGCCUGUAACUCUCUCCACCAUAGUGCUGCUUCUGACCUUUUUGAAUGCCUGGGUGGGGAAAAUGGUGACUGCAACUGAUCCUGAGGUGGUAUUAGAGCUUUCCUCUCUCCAUGAACUGACCCUCAACAUAUACACGGUCAUAUCAAAAUCCAUAAUUUUGCCCCAAAAUCUUCCUCGACAUAUACACGAGUAUAUACAGUAAUAUUUUCAGAGAGCACAAGGAAUUGCAAGACGAACCGGCAAAUGUAACUUCAAACAGUAGAGGCAUCCCCUGAGUAACCACCUCCUUUGGAGCUACACCUGAAGGAGGGAGACAAAUCUGAAACCAGGCUUAUGGCUUACAAUUUCAGCCUCGUUUUCUAUAUUUACAUCCGUUAACUGGCUGCUGUUAUUUGCAGAAGGAAGUGUUUUCAACUACAUACUAGGAGCUAAAAACAUACUAAAAUAGAACAGUCUGGUGGUCUAGAGCAGAUGUAUUUACAGUGCUUACUUCUUGCAGGCCUCACUUCAAAUUUUUAUGCUCCAUUUCUUUAAUUUCAUAGUCUUAACAAAAAUAACAUUGGCUGUCUAGAAUUCAGUAGUUAACCCCAUCAGUUAUUUUCUCUUUUAAAUGUAUCUUUCAAACUUGAUCACCUAUUUGAUAUUGAUCCAAGCCAAUCAAAGUGCUUGGAUAUUUGUUUUGAUGUUGAGGCCAUGUAAAUAAAAGACCCUGAAUUUCGAAGAGGGAUGAAAUAAGCCAGUCAACAAAAUCCCUGUGCUAAUCUCAAAAUGCAUUUAAAAUCUCCAGCAUACUCUAGUAUUAACAGGGUGUUCAGAUGUGACUUGUCAUGUACUGUACUCAAAGGUUCAUUGAUCAGUGACUGUAUUGUACUGUAUAAAUAAUCAUGAAUUGCCUUGUAUUGUUGAUACUAAGGCUGUACCACACAGAUUUCCAUGUUCCAAGUUUGUCAGCAAUGCAUGUUGCCAGUUAGGUCCUAAAACUAUGUGGUGCUAACUCUUCCAUAUCCAAUGGUGCUUUUGUGGAUGCUAACUGCUGACAUGCUGAGUAGGGCAGAGACUUGAUGUUGAAAAGUGUCUCAUCUGGUCGUAAAAUUAAAAAUCAAAACCAUGAUUUAAACUUGAAUUGUUUCACAGUACCAUUGACAAUCCAGUGUUUUGUAUGUGUAUAUUUUUUAAUGGAAUUCUUCAACUGAUUCUUCAAAAAGCAGCUCUCCCACAUCUCCUAUGAAUGGAUUUAUAUUUCCUCCAGGGAACAGUGUCAUCAUUUUGACUUGUCAGUUACAGUUUUUCCCAGUGUCUGAAAUUUGCAGAUGCUGGGCCUACUUAUAUAUUUUGAAAACUGUCAUUGCCUUGCAACUCUGAUUCACAACCAUAAUAUGGAACAGACCUGAACCUGACUACUAAAAAAUAUUUACUAAAAUGGGACCUUGUAAAUUCUAACACAACAAACUUUGAUUAUCCUGCUUAUAACGAUUUGUGGGAUCACAUGCAUUAUAUAGUCAAAUGUAGCUUUGUCAUGAAGGAUACAGCCAAAAGGGAGCUGCAGCUCACCAUGACUUCCUUGCUGGUGUAUUUGUCUAAUAUGUAUGCUUAUUACAUUCCAGUUUUAGAUGUAUGUUUGAGGGGAUCUUAAGUGUAAAUCUAAAAAUAUGUCAAGUGUCCCACAAGGGGGGGGGGGGGGGAGGGACAAAAUAAUCAAAGUGUUUACUGAAGACAUUUUAUUCAAUUCAGAAUCACAUGGGCAAAAUGAAAAAAAAUCAAUUUCUAAGUAAUUCAUUAACUUCAUUUCAGACAAGAUGGUUUAAGAUAGUCUGUAUCCAUUUAUAUUUUUAAAAUGCACACAUCUAUAUAUGGUGUUCCUAAUUUCAGUGUUGUUUAAAUAACUAUGAAAAAGAGGCAACGUUAUACGUUUCUCCAGUAAUUUCAGAUGUAAUUAUUUGGACCAUUGCAGUCAGUCACUACAGACCUAAAAUCUAGAAGCCUAGUUAACCAAAAUAUUACAGUUCAGUUUAUUGCAGAGUUGAUCUAUAUUUAUAAGGGACACAUUUCGCUUUUAUGUAGUAGUGCUGUGUUAUAUCCCAAAAGCUUUAGGCAAAUUGCAGUACUUAAAAUUAAAAUCAUGGAAUUGUUUUUGUUUGCUAAAAUUCCAUAUAGUACUUUCCAUUUUAGUUGCAAAUAUCCUUGAGCUGCUCUGUCAGUUGAUAAGAAUAGCAUACAGCUGGCUUUGUUUUGAAAUGGGAUGAAAAUGAACAAAAGCAAAGAGACAACACAAAGCUUUGUGAAUGGAAAUUCAGAGAAGCGGAAGAAGUUGAUCCAUAACCUUAGAAGAAUAAGAAAAUAUAUAUAGUGCAGCCCAUAUGCAAAACAACUUCUGAAAUUUAAAUUACUUCAGAAACGCUUUCAACAAACACGUUCUACAGACUUUCUAUAUGUACUCUAAGACCGAAGUAGUCAAAUCUUGCACUGCACAGUUUCCGAUUGUAGGUCUGAUGCAUGUAUCAGAGGUGGACAUUCAGAAUGUGAUAAACUAAGACAGGAUAGAAACAUGCUGUGUCUUUGUGGUGUGUUUAAUACGCAUUUAAAGUUGACAUUCAAACUACAUUUCACCUACUUGCAGUCAUAAAUUAUAUUAUCCAGAACUCUUAUCAAUGCAUCACAUAAUAGUAUUCCUUUUUGUGAAAAAUUAUAUCCUGUUAUACUAGUUUCUUCAUGGGAUCGUAUAGUUAAGAAAAGGAAAUAAUAGGUGGCAAGUGUAAGAUGAAGAAGUAAAAAUGAAUAAAUAUUAGCUCUUUAAAAAGUGUUUCAUAUUUUCCCCUUCAUUGUCCUCACUUGCUGAAGAUACAACAUUUUUGCUGUACUGGAUUUCCUGUUUUGUCACAUUUAACCUUUUUAAAAAGAGCUGCUUUUUGGAGGAAUAUAAAUAUAUAUAAAUAUAUAUUUGUCAGUUUAACGUCUAUUUGCCCAUUUCCAAAUGAAUUUACAUAUUGUUGUUUGCCACUGUUUGUUCUGUCUUACAAUAAAUUGCUUACUUGUGUAGUCUUAA